ACGUUCACUCCAUGCACGUCCGCAGUGCUGGAGAUGCGUUGUAAGAUUGCUGGCUUGAUUAGCGACGCGUUUGAAAGGCUCUGAAGAUUGUGAAAACGGCAAGAGAAGAUCAUGGAAAAGCUCGUUGCAGUGUUGCUCGUGAGCUGUGUGGCGUGGCUAGGCUCCGUUGAAACCCGUUUCGUGUGCCAUUAUACGACGUGGUCUCGCGAUCGACCCGACGUAGGUUCUUUCCAGAUCAGCGACAUCCCGGGGAACCUGUGUUCGCACGUCGUGUACAACUUCCUGGGUGUGAACGAGUCGUCGUAUCAGCUGGAGUUUCUUCAGCCCAGCUAUGACAUCGACGAGCGUGGGUUGGAGCGAUUCGCUGCUCUUAAAGAUCAGUUCCCUCACCUGAAGCUGGUGAUCGCCGUCGGAGGAUGGGGUCACGGAGGUGCGAAGUUCAGCGAGAUGGCCAAAUCUCGUCCCCGGCGGGAACAGUUCAUCGGGAGUGUCGUGAGGCUGCUGCACCAGUACCGUCUGGAUGGGAUCGAGCUGGUUUGGUUGUACCCGGGCAACUACGAUCGUGGCGGUGUCGUCGAGGAUAAGGACACGUUUCUGUACCUCGUGACCGAGAUGACCGAGGUGUUCCGAGACGAGUCGAAGCAGUGGGAAGUGAUCAUUCAGGUACCGGUCGAUAUAUCUCGCAUGGACGCCGGUUACCACCAGAGGGCGCUGUGUCGUGUGGCCGAUCACGUCCACAUGAUUGGGUACGAUCUGCGUGGCUGGUGGAACAACUUCGCGGACGUGCAUAGUCCGCUGGCGGUUCGGAUGCACGAUAUCACGACGGAAAGCUUCGAAAAGGUGAACGUUGGUGAUGGGGUGGAGGAUUGGCUCGAAAAGGGUUGUCCACCGCACAAGGUUACGCUUGGCGUGGCGCUGUUUGGCCGGACGUACCUGUUGAAUGACCCGCUGGAUAACACGAUCGGUGCAGUCACCAUUGGGCCUGGCGAUCCUGGUCCGUACAGCAACGAAAAGGGCUACCUUGGGUACUGUGAGUUCUGCCAGAACUUAACUAGCAGCGAAUUUAUCACGAAAUGGGACAACGUGGGUCUGUGCCCGUACGCAUACAGCGAAUCGACGUGGAUUGGCUACGAAAACGAGCGAUCGUUGCAGGAGAAGAUCAACUACGUCAAACGGAAGGGUUUGAACGGGUUGUACGCGUUCUCGCUCGAUCUGGAUGACUACCGGGGAGCUUGUGGAGAGCCGUUUCCGCUGACCCGGUACCUUUCGACGUACCAUGACGAGACGAAGAUCAAAGAUUGGCACAUUUUCGCUUCAUCGACGGAGAAAAGGGACUCAAGCGACACGGCCUCGUCGGUAUAGUUGUCACAGUGUAGAUGUAAGCCAACAUGUACAUGUAACCGCUAAAUGAAGUUGUCGCGCGAUGCGUCGAAUAAAAAGCCUAACUUAAUGGAUC
This is a messenger RNA of Anopheles nili, 1456 nucleotides long. RefSeq names its product endochitinase-like. Gene Ontology annotation, biological process: chitin catabolic process; carbohydrate metabolic process. Gene Ontology annotation, cellular component: extracellular region. Bases 112 to 1362 code for a protein of 416 amino acids. Lineage: Eukaryota; Metazoa; Arthropoda; Insecta; Diptera; Culicidae. The transcript has 2 exons. The record is from RefSeq and is a predicted model, not a curated record. Gene Ontology annotation, molecular function: chitin binding; chitinase activity.